CAUAAAGGGCCGGACAUGAACGACUUGUUGACCUUCCUCCUUCCUAAUCUUUACAUGAUUAGAUGUCUAUCAGACCUCCUCCAAAGCCAUGCCUCUACUGAAGCCGUCCCAUCUACGGCUCGCUCAAAUCAGCAGUCGCAGAUCAGCACGGGCAGCCCUCUCUACCCAUGCCGCACCUUUCCCCGUGAUACCCACCUGUCCGGACCCUACAUGUCCUUGUUCUUCGAUCCCUGCGGGUCUUGACAUCGAUCGAAAACAACAGCUCUCCGGGUCGAUGUCGCCGUACACCCAGCACUUGAUCGUGUCGACUGGCCGCUCAGACUGGACAAGCAGGAUAGAAGAUGAGAAGGAUACUGCAGUAUGGGGAAGGUUCACGGCCGACGUCAAAGCUUCGCUUGGAAGAGGAGGCGAGUUUCAUGAUCCAUACAACAAUGUCCUUGUCAGCAUGUCAUCAUUCACACCGCUGGCCGACCUGCAAAGAAAUGGUGAAACACCCCCAGCUGGUGUCCAAGCAUCAAAAAUUGUGGACGCUUUAGUCUUCCCAGCCUUUCGACACUUUAAAGAACUCGGCAUUGAGCCGCAGUCAAACACCCUGCGGAAGUUCAUCAAGUCCUCACUGUUGCCAGAAGAAGGCAAAAUUCAUCCCAUCUACAAAGACCGAUCGGAAUCCGAACGAAAAGCCAAGACGCGAGAUUCAUCACUUGCUACAUCGCUUGACAGCUCAUUCAUAGAGACUCCCACGAUCCUGAUAUGCAGCCACGGCCAGCGUGACAGCAGAUGCGGGAUCCUUGGGCCUCUUCUGCAUGCCGAAUUCACUCGAUACAUCAACCACCGCAAAACCAGCGACAGGGUCUCGGGGCCCAUGUUGAAAGCUACUGCCGGCGCGUUCGAUCCAAGAUCGUCCUUAUCUCCUGAUUCUACAUCGAGUGCCGACUCCAGCAUCAACGUCAACGUCGGCAUGAUCUCCCACGUUGGGGGGCACAAAUGGGCAGGCAACGUGAUAAUCUACAUCCCACCGACGUUCGAGUGCUUGCCAUCCGGACCCCACCCACUAGCAGGAUCUGGUAUUUGGUACGGCCGUGUCGAGCCGCGCCACGUCGAAGGCAUUGUCGAGCAGACCCUCUUGAGGGGCAAAGUCAUCCAGGACCAUUUCCGCGGCGGGAUAACCAAGGGCGGCGAUAUUCUGAGACUUUAGGCUUGCCUGACUUACCAUCGACCUGACACGACUCGAGCAGCUACAAACCCUCAGCUACUAUGCACAGACAACUGAGUGCGUGUUGAUGGCCGUUGCCACACCUGGCCCGAGGCAUUCGAAACAGAAAUGAAAUGGAAAGUCUCUCACAGCAACGAGCGACACAUCGAGCACAUCGAUACCAUUCUCCGGACAGGUACUAACGGAGUCUCGGUCAGAAUUCUUCCUCUGGCAACAAGACUACCAGACUGAAGGAAGGGAUUUGGCUUCGGAAGCUGGCCACUGGGACAGACACAACGCCUUCUGCAAGAACCUUCUGCUUCUGCCUCUGUCCCACUGUGAGCUCACUCUCAAAUGCAAAACACCCGGACCGGACCAGCGUGGACUAUAGUCGAUGCUGCAAAUCGAACAUGGCACGUUAAACCUGCACUUGCAUAUGCCGCUUCCGACAGACAAGCCCCGUUUCUGGGCCUUCUUCUGGACGAGGCUGGGACUUUUGACCACCAACUGGUUUGAUGGGGUCUGACAAAAUCAGUCCAUCUUAGACAUCGAUGCCGGAGUGGACCGAAACAGAAUAGACCAUCCUGUUCGUGUUGACACAAUGCGAUCUAUCAACUCGACUCGACUCAACGGAAAAUCAGGACCAAGAACAAGAGGACAAUCCGCACGAUGUCUUGCUGCUAUUAUGCUUCUGCAUCAAUGUAACUUACAAUAGGUUAUAGCAAUGCAUAGUGGAGAUGAAUGCCAAUAUAGACAUAGAACAUAGCAAAGAACAACAGGAAUAAAAUCUGUC
Messenger RNA from Exophiala xenobiotica, 1985 nucleotides. RefSeq lists its product as uncharacterized. The coding region runs from base 89 to 1195 and encodes 368 amino acids. NCBI's taxonomy places the organism in Eukaryota, Fungi, Ascomycota, Eurotiomycetes, Chaetothyriales, Herpotrichiellaceae. The transcript is spliced from 2 exons. The record is from RefSeq and is a predicted model, not a curated record.